GGGUCGAGCUGGGGAGAAGCAUCCACAGGCCAGUGUGCGGGUAGACGCCGGAGGAGCAGGGUGUAUGCUGCUCGCUCCUCGUGCCUCAUGUCCAUGUGAUUGAUCUGUUUUCAUCUUUCUUGAAAACAAUCAACAAAAGUGAGUGUUGUGUAUGGUCGCGUUGGAGUGUCCGUGAGACGUGCAAGAAUUCUGACGUGAAAUGAGACGAUGCAAUAUGAGUUUUAAAGAGAUUAUCACAUGUGCACAAUAGUUCCAGUUUUUCUCCGCGGACAAGCGCUAACAAGAAAAUCUUAUUUAAAUUGUACUGGAACUGUACUAAAAGGUGUCAUGUGAAGGCAGUGCAGGAACCACGCAGUUUUCACUUGAAUGUGUUUGUGAUGGCGAGAGAAGCUUGAGGAGGCGAGGUGGUGGACGGUCGGUCGCUGUGCCGAGAGGUUCAGCUACACACACACACACACACACACCACACUCAAACACCACACACACAAACACUACUCCUUCCUACGUAGAAACCACCCCUAUCCCUCUACACAUACACUUUACUCCACCCUUCAACUCCCUCAUCCCUCUCCCUACAACCCCCCAACCCACUCCUGCGUCCAUUCUACCUAUCCCACUGUCACCCAUCCCUCCCUCACCCACCAAACAUGGAGCUGCUCACCACGAAGAUCAUCGCCCUGACGCUGAUGGGGGCGUUAUCACUGGUGUUCGGGCUACUGCCCCUUCGCCUGAGGAAGUGCCUGGCGCAGGGCAGCAGGAGAAGGGAGAGAACUGUCAGCUGCCUCCUGUGCUUCGGCGGGGGCGUCCUCCUGGCCACCGUCUUCACCCACAUGCUGCCAGAGACGAGGGAGAGCUUCAGCAAAGCCUUCCAAAAGAAGCUUCUGAGCGCCGGGGCUCACUACCCUCUGGCGGAACUGGUCACCUGCGCUGGCUUCUUUCUCAUUUACUUCGUCGAAGAGUUUGUCCACAAGAUCUUCUUGCGCCGCGACUCACGCCACGCUCGCAAGUUGACUAAAUUGGCAGCGGCCAUUGAAGAGGAGACUAACAACCCAACCAGUGCCGCCCCCAAUCACCACCACCACCAUCACCACAACGGUACUAGCCACCAUCACCACCAUCACCACCACCUCCCGCACGCCCACAUUAAUGGCCAGCUCGACCAUAAGGAGACUUCUGGCAAGCAACUGGUGGACGACCAAGGAGACAAGCAGCUGCAGGAGUCUGCUCGGUGUUCCGUGUACUCAGUGACGGCGUCCGGGACAUCGGUGGAGAGCAAGGGGAAGCCAGGAGUUCUCUCCCCCAAGAGUCGCUGGGCGGAGACCGGCGUGGAUAAUCCGGUCUUCGCUGGUGACUUCGACGCGGCUGCCUGGAACCCGGCACUCAAGGAGGCCAUCAUCAGUGGCACUCAGGUGACCCCGUCAGAGCUCCAGGGAACGGGUCGGGGGCCCGUCGUGGCCCCUGAGGCGCCACAAGGGGGCCACCAUCACCAUGGGGGGCACCAGCAUGCGGGCCAUGGCCACUCCCACCUGGGCAUCUCUAAGCUGGGCAGCAAGGGCAUCGCUUUCAACUUGCGUUCCCUCCUGGUCAUCCUCGCACUCUCCUUCCACUCCGUCUUUGAGGGGCUGGCUGUCGGCCUGCAGGAGAAUGACACGGACGUGUGGUACCUGCUGCUGGCCAUCUGCGCUCACAAGUUCGUCAUCGCCUUCUGUGUGGGACUGGAGCUGCUGGCUGGAGGCACAUCGGCCGGCCUGAUGGUGGUGUACAUGGUAGUCUUCGCUCUCGUCUCCCCGCUAGGCAUCGCUAUUGGCAUCGUCGUGACGGAGAAUUUGUCGUCGGAGGAAGAGGGCCACCUUGUCGCAGUCACCAUCCUGCAGGGUCUGGCAGGAGGGACUAUUCUCUACGUGACCUUCUUCGAGGUGCUGGAGCGUGAGCGUGGUCGAGGGGGCGGCCGCAUCUUGAAGUUCCUAUUUGUCUUGAUGGGCUUCGGGGCCAUGGCGUCGCUGGAGGCCAUAGGAGGCCAUAGCCACGGCCCUAGCGAAGGCGAUUGCCACGGGCACAGCCAUGGUGACAUAUUAGCCACCACGACGUCGUCAACAACGGAUGACCACGACCACGAUCACCACGACCACGACCACCACGACCACGACCACCACGACCACGAACAUACACACUAGUGAAUGAUGGUGACUACAGUGGUGCUGUAUUACGACAACGGCAGUUCCCAUUUUUCCAGGAAGCCGGAGUUCCCUUUCCAGUAGUCGCUAGUGGCCAGGAGCAGCAGCAGCAACGGCCACCACAGUACAGUUCCUUAGGCGUCAGCGGCACUGGCUGUGGUAAGAGAAGCUACCACACACGACAGCUACCACCACAGCUCAUACAAAUAUGACCACAAAACACACGCACAACGGCCAAGACCUUGGAGACGACGUUGUCGUAAAGCAACCUUUGUUGCUCAUUAAGCAACAAAGGUCCACAGACUUAUUUUCCGCCUUGUUUUAGAUUCCCAAUUGCAGUUCUCUUCUCUUGCCUAAAUCUGAAGCUUCCAAGACUGCCUUCCACUUAAAAAUAUAAUGGAAUAUACUGCUCCCAUUUGGAGUAUAAUGGAGAAUACUGAUCCAAGAUGGAGUAUAAUGGCGUAUGUAUUUUUCCAGUAUGUAUAUAAUGGAAUACGCACUUUCCAGUUCCACCGCUUUACAACCAAUUCCCGAAUAAUUGUGACUUUGUUUUCUACCCUUAGCAAAGUGGACGAU
Procambarus clarkii (red swamp crayfish) is the source of this 2750-nucleotide messenger RNA. The record is from RefSeq and is a predicted model, not a curated record. NCBI's taxonomy places the organism in Eukaryota, Metazoa, Arthropoda, Malacostraca, Decapoda, Cambaridae.